This is a messenger RNA of Chaetomium strumarium, 2685 nucleotides long. RefSeq lists its product as uncharacterized. Lineage: Eukaryota; Fungi; Ascomycota; Sordariomycetes; Sordariales; Chaetomiaceae. The transcript has 4 exons. The record is from RefSeq and is a predicted model, not a curated record. The coding region runs from base 1 to 2685 and encodes 894 amino acids.
AUGGAGUUCCUCGCGACGGCGUCCACGUUCGCGACGCUGACGGGGUUCGCGAUGCAGCUGUACAGCAACUGCAAGUGGUACAUCGGGGUGGCCAAGGACGACUGCCCGAACGACCUGAAGCUGAUCAUGGUGGAGGCGGCCAGCCUGGAGGCGACGCUGAGGACGGUGAAGGACAUCCUCGAUCUCAGCGACAAGGCGACGAACGAGCGGCUGCUUCGGCAGGUCGGCGGGCCGGCGCACGAGGUUGACGGCUGCCUGAAGAGGCUGCUGGCGCUGGUGCCGACGCCGAUGAAAGACGCGGCGGACGGCGACAGCAGGAAGCGCGCCAAGGACCGGGCCAAGCUGAUCUUCAACGCGGUGACGUGGGCGGCGUCGGGCAAGAAGGGCCAGUGCGACUUUCUGCUCAAGGCGCUGCGGGAGCAGAAGGCCACGCUGUCGCUGGGGCUGACGACGGAGCUGAGCCGCGACGUGCGGCAGAUGGCCGACGACAUCCGCGACGUCAAGAAGCACCUGAGCCACGUCGAGGAGGCCGAGCUGUACAAGUGGCUCGAGAAGAUCAACCCGUCGGUCAACCACAACCACGCGGGGCUGCUGUACGAGAGCGAGACGUGCCAGUGGCUGACGAAGUCGGCCAAGUGGCGUGAUUGGCUCUUGGGGCAGGCCCAGUCGCGCAUCCUGUGGGUGCACGGCAUCCCGGGCGCCGGCAAGACGGUGUUGUCGUACUACAUGGUCGAGGAGCUCCGCCGGCGGGCGCGGCACGAGAAGACCCAGCACGGGAAGAAACAGGGCGUGGCCUACUACUACUGCUACCACCAGCGCAACACGGACGAGACGGUGCCGUUCCUGACCUGGGUGCUGAGCCAGCUGUGCCGCGCGUCCAAUUACAUCCCGGAGACACUCAAGGAGAUCCACGACUCGGGCUGCGAGCCGACAUGGCGCGAACUGCUCGACUGCCUCGCGGCCGUGCUGACGAAGUUCGACGACGCCUACAUUGUCGUGGACGCCGUCGACGAGACCAGCGAGCGCGCCAACCUGCUGCGCGUGCUCGCGGAGCUCGGCAAGCGCUUCCACAACCUGCACCUCGCCGUCACAAGCCGCGAGGAAAGCGACAUCGUGGAGGCCUUCCACAAGCGGUCCGUGGGCGUGUCCAUGUCCAACGAGGGCGUAAGCGAGGACAUUCGCGCGUACGUGGCGUCCGCGCUGCAGCAGGACACCCGCUACCGGCACUGGCCCGCCGCCCUGCGGGACAGCGUCGCCGGCAAGCUCCCCGUCAAGGCCCGCGGCAUGUUUCGGUACGCGGCGUGCCAUCUCGAGAUCCUGGGCGACUGCACCAGCACGGAUGAUGUGAGCAGGGAGCUCAGCCGGCUGCCCGAGUCGCUCGACGAGACGUACGAGCGCAUCCUGCUCAAGAUCAAAGCCCCCCACCGCGCCAACGCCGCCCUCGCGCUGGCCUUCAUCAUGGGCUCGCACGACCAUACGGGGCCCGUGCGCGGCCAGACGCUCGUCGACGCCGUCGCCAGCUGGCAGAACAACAAGUCCACGACGAGCAGCAGCCGGAGCCAGAGCCAGAGCCUGCUGACCAUCGAAAUGCUCCGGCGCUUCUGCAGCUGCCUGAUCAAGGUGCAGCCCGGCGAAAGCAAGGGCGAGUCCUAUGUCGACCUGGCGCACUACACGGUGCGCGAGUUCCUGCAGUCCGAUCGCGUGGCCAACAGCAAGGACCUGGCCGUGUUCGCGCUCAAGGAGGAGAAGGUCGACGAGAUCUACUGCUCCACCGUGCUGUCGGCCGCCGCGGCCUACAAGGGCACGCCGCCGGACGUCAGGAACAUCCGCGAGGACGUCAACGGCGACCCGGUUGACUGGCCGCUGUACGCCCUGCGCCGCACGCGCGUCGCCAUGUUCUGGUCGCGCCACACGCUCGUGCGCGAGCCGAGCAUCAAGAGCACGCUGCUCGCCCUGCUCGACCCGUACAACAAGCCCUUCCGCGGCCUGCAGCUGCUGGGGUCCGACGGCCCGCACGACAUGUCGCACGAGAUCAUGUUCGAGUGGCUGGCCCAGUUCAACCCGCGCCCCGAUGAGCGAGAAAGGCUCGCCGCGCACCUGACCAUGAUCGUCGGGUUUGAGGACGCCAACCUGGUGAAGGAAUUCCUGGAGCAGUACCGUAGGCACAACAAGUCGGACCCCGGCGCGCUGUUCCGCACGCCCAUGACAGUUGUCUUCCCGGUCCAGUUUGACGUCUAUCGCAAGACGGGCAAGUACGAGAAGACGGCCACCCAGGUCACCGUGCUCGACUUCUACAACAAGGGCAAGGAGCUGGGCUACGACACCAAGGGCGAGCGGGACAUGCUGCGGACUGUGUUUGGCGCCUACCUCUCCUCCUUUUCUUCCUCUUCCUCCUCCUCCUCGGGGGGUCAUCAGCAGCCUCGCUCACCCGCUCAUGCUCCUCCCAAAGUCAGCGGCAGCGGCGGCGGCGGCGGCGGUCACCACCGGUCUACCACCCCAACCCCCCGCACCCCACAGCUCGCGCUCGGACACGACCAAGAGACAAGCCAUCACCGCAUCAUCGUCUUCAGGAGCAGCACUUUCUUCUUCUUCGGCGGCGAACAAGAAACCCGGCGGCACAAGCACCGGGUCCGCGGGUGGAGGACGGGUACUACUUACACCAAGCAUGGAUUCCUGCAUAGGUGA